Molecule: messenger RNA, 1622 nt
Organism: Owenia fusiformis
Lineage: Eukaryota; Metazoa; Annelida; Polychaeta; Sabellida; Oweniidae
Source: the annotation of a GenBank genome assembly
GAGUUUCCUCACUGGACCCUCGUUCCAAUGGUAAGAUUGGCGGUGUUACUUUUGGCUAUAUAUGCUUAACACAAGCGAUAGGUAUUAUCAUUGGAAUUGUUCUUGGACUUGUAAUGCGACCGGGGGAGAAAUUCAACCAAAAUGUGUCACCAGUUUACAGCACUGGCGAGACAAUAAGUUACUCCGAUUUAUUUGCGGAUUUAUUCAGGAAUAUGAUCCCAGAGAAUAUAGUUCAAGCAUGCAUGGAAUCUAUCCAGACGUCGAGAGAAGUGGUCACAAAUAGUACAUUAAACAUCACUGAGGUCGUAAAAGAAAUUGAUUACCGGGAUGGAAUGAACACAUUAGGUAUCAUCAUAUUCAGUAUAGUAUUUGGAAUUGCCGCAAGUGCAACGGGGGAUUCCGCCAAGCCUGUGUUAAACUUCUUCAGUGGAGUAAAUGACAUCGUCUUUAAAAUGAUGACUGCAAUUAUGUGGUACUCUCCUAUAGGGCUUGGUAGCCUCGUCGCUUCUGCUGUAUUGAAGAUAUCAAAUCUUCAAUCAGCAUUCGAGUCGCUUGGAUAUUUCUCAUUAACCGUCACCAUUGGUCUCUGCAUCCACAGCUUGAUUGUUCUUCCGGGAAUAUACUUCAUAGCUUGCCGUAAGAAUCCCUACAAGUUCUUGAUCAAAAUGAUCCCUUCCAUAUUGGCAGGAUUUAUUCCUCCAUCCAGUAUGGCAGCACUACCUCACUUAUUUCUCAAUACGGCUAGCAUUGGGAUAGACGAUCGUGUUAGCAAGUUUGUCCUUCCAAUAAGCGUCAACAUCAAUAGAGAUGGCUCUGUUCUGUUCAUAUGUGUGGCUGUGUUGUUUGCGUCACAGAGUAUCGGAAUCUCGCUCACGGUGACUAAAGUAAUAGUACUAGGAUGUCUCUGCUUUGCAUCGUCGUUUGGUGUUGCCGUGGUUCCAAGUUCAAGUCUAGUAAUACUGGUUUUACUAGGUGGCGCUCUAGAUCUGCCUAUGAAUGACUCUAUAGCGCUCUUCUUCACAUUAGAAUGGCUUAAUGACCGCCUAAGAACGGCUACCAAUGUGCUUAGUCAUGCUACGGGAUGUGCCCUCGUAAAUGACAUUUGCAGAAACGACCUUGAUAAGCAUUCUAGUUUUGACGAUACUCCAGAAUAUGAUCUUGACAAGGCCAAGGGUGACUAUAUCAAAGUGUCUACAGAACUAAAUGGAGACUGUGAUAGUUCUUUGUGAUAGUCGAGGUAAUGAUGGCAGUUCGUAACAAAAGCGAAAGGAAAGCAGAUCAAUUAAUGGAAAACACAAAGGGCAUCAUUGAAACUACCUUAUUACCACUUUAAACACAUCUAAAUGGGUCAAGACUCUUUCCCGUUUUGAUACGUAGAUGUAGGAUUACGAAAUCCUGAUAUUCCAUCCACAACGCCGAAAAUAAUAUGUUAUUUUCCUUCAUACACCGUGGACAUUAAUCAGUUUACACACCUGUCUGAUUCAUACCGGCUGCUACUUGUAAUCGGAUGCUCAAUUGUUUUUAGAAAUUAACUCACUCGAAUAAAGAUAUGGUCAUCUCUAAAUCCUAGUGCAUUCCUCUUCUUAUUUUAUAAUAAAUACAGGGUGGUCAAAAAACGGAAA